Molecule: messenger RNA, 531 nt
Organism: Hipposideros armiger (great roundleaf bat)
Lineage: Eukaryota; Metazoa; Chordata; Mammalia; Chiroptera; Hipposideridae
Product: actin-binding LIM protein 2-like
Exons: 5
Coding region: 1-522 (173 amino acids)
Biological process (GO): lamellipodium assembly
Cellular component (GO): actin cytoskeleton
Molecular function (GO): actin filament binding
Source: RefSeq, a predicted model, not a curated record
AUGAGUGCAGGUCCGGGGUCGCCGCAGGUUGCAGUAGGCGGCCAGGGUCCCGGCGAGCAGCACAGAGCCGCCUCAGCCCCUGACUCGGAGAGCUCAUGUGGCUGCGACCUGGCCGAGGGCGGCUUCUUCGUGCGCCAGGGCGAGUACAUCUGCACGCAGGACUACCAGCGGCUGUACGGGACCCGCUGCUUCAGCUGUGACCAGUUCAUCGAGGGCGAGGUGGUGUCGGCACUGGGCAAGACCUACCACCCUGACUGCUUCGUGUGUGCCGUGUGCCGGCUGCCGUUUCCACCCGGGGACCGAGUGACCUUCAAUGGGAAGGAGUGCAUGUGCCAGAAGUGCUCCCUGCCCCUGUCGGGCGGCAGCUCACACCUGUCCCAGGGCCUCUGGAGUUGUGGGGGCUGCGGCACAGAAAUAAAAAACGGCCAGUCCCUGGUGGCUUUGGACAAACACUGGCAUUUGGGCUGUUUUAAGUGCAAGACCUGCGGGGAGCAGCUGAGCGCUGAAUACAUCAGCAAGUGAGUGGGGGAG